UCUGAAACGCGCUGUGUGCACUAUGGCUGUGGCUUCGCCCAGAGGCGCAGCCGCACGGUAACUCCAGGGCGCCGGUACGACGCUGCGGGAAUCGCAGAGAUAUUUCCGCGAGAGGACCAGUAGAUCCAGCAUUUUCACAGUCUCCCAAAGGCAACCGAACAGCAUUCCUUUAGAAAAAAGCUAAGCGGGCUCUCCCGUGGAUUACAUUCACGUUAUGAAACCGCGAACACAUGAAAGUUGAACUGCGCCACUCAGGCAGACUGGAAACAUUUUUUCCCCAAGUUUUCAUCUGAACGUUGGAUACACAUAUUUUGGAUUUACUUUUAUUUAUUUUCUUUCCGAAUAAUUUAUUUUUUACGCUUCCAAAUGUCACCACUUUAUAAAGCGUGGAAUCCGAAUAUUUUCCCGGGUGUGUCUGAAUGUUAUCGGCGAUUUUUAAUGUUUUUUAUUUAUUAAUUUUUGGAGCCUAUCGCAGAUGGAGACUUGCCCCGCUGAUGUCUGAAGAGCCUCUUUAGUGCUCUUGCUUUCCGACUUCGAAUAAAACGCAAGCGGAUUUGUGAAGAUAAACUUUAUCUCACUAAAAAAAAAUCAUAUGGUGGCAGGAUUGGUGAAAGCCCGAAACGAAAACCUUUAAAAGGAAAUCGCAUUGUCUACUGGCGCGUGGGUUUUCUGUAACUGUUCAUAACUGACACUUUUCACAGACCCGAUCUAGCUGGUGGAGGAGGGGUGAAGGAGAGCCCUGCGUUCUAAGACCAUUGAGAAAAAAAACUUUUUUAUUCUCGCUCAAAGUAGUGAAGAAGCUUGUCUGUCACAUUCGGACAUACGUUAUAACUGCGGCACGAAAUCCGGAUAGGUGUGAAUUUCUCCACAGGAUCGCAGUGUUUUUUAAUCGCUCUGCUGUUGACAAUAGCGGUGGGACAAGCGAGUUGCUGGAACCCGGCGCUGGAGAAUGAUGCCGCGACGAUAGCAGGCACACACACAAAAAAGCAACAACACCACACACUUUCACAUAGGCACGCACACACGCGCACGCCCGCGCGCGCACACACAUACACAUAGUACAGAGAAAAAAUACAUAGGCAAGUUGACUGUUUUCAGCGUCAUUCCAUUGGACUAUAUCAACUAAGAUACGUCUGUAGGAUUAAUUUAGUUUAGAUUUUUAUUAGAACUAUUUAUAUUUUUAAUUUUUACUUUUUAUUUUUUGAGAUUUUUUUCUGCGAUCACAACUGCGUUUUCUUUAACAAUUUUGGGGGAAAAAGGCAAUUCACUUUUUUUAACCAAAAGGCGCGAGUCUCCUGUGUUUCAUAAUAGCUGGACCUUAACAGAAAAUUUGAAAAAAGAGGCGCUUCCUUCGCAAAUAUUUUUAUACAAAUUUUGCUAUUUAUUUUCCCCUUGUCCCUUAACAAGCUUUGAAAUUCGCUGUGGAAAGGAGUUGCUAACACACUGGCCGGGCCGCCCCCCAACGCUAAAAGACUUCUCCGAUGGAAAUACACUGUAAACACGACCCGUUCGCAGCAAUGCAUAGACAUGGUGGGGUGAACCAGCUGGGCGGCGUGUUUGUGAACGGGCGCCCCCUGCCUGACAUGGUCAGGCAGCGCAUCGUGGAGCUGGCGCACCAGGGGGUGAGGCCCUGCGACAUCUCCCGCCAGCUCCGCGUCAGUCACGGCUGCGUCAGCAAAAUUCUGGGCAGGUACUAUGAGACAGGCAGCAUUAAGCCCGGAGUCAUCGGAGGAUCCAAACCAAAGGUUGCUACACCCAAAGUUGUCGACAAAAUCGCCGAGUACAAACGCCAAAACCCCACCAUGUUUGCCUGGGAGAUCAGGGACAGGCUGCUGGCGGAGAGAGUGUGUGACAAUGACACCGUGCCCAGCGUCAGCUCCAUAAACAGGAUCAUUAGGACGAAAGUCCAGCAGCCUCCUGGCCAGCCAGGCUCUGUCUCCUCUCACAGUUUAGCCUCCACGGUCACGGUGACUCAGGUGUCAGCGGUGACCAGCGACUCGGCCGGCUCCUCCUACUCAAUCAGCGGGAUUCUGGGAAUCAGCCCCGCAGCCGACGGCAGCAAGCGAAAGAGGGAGGAAGGCCUGCAGGAGUCGCCGCUGGCCAACGGGCACUCCCACCCGGGGCGGGACUUCCUGAGGAAGCAGCUGCGAGGGGACCUGUUCACGCCUCAGCAGUUAGAGGUACUGGACCGAGCGUUCGAGAGACACCUCCUCCCUGACCACUACCCCACCCCUGAGCCCAGCGAGCCCCAGGAGACGACGGACUAUUCAGCCAUGGCCACCCUGGCCGGGGGCCUGGAGGAGAUGAAGAGCAGUCUCGCCAACGCCGGGGGGGCCGACCUGGGCACCAGCGUCCCCGGGCCGCAGUCUUACCAGCUGGUGUCAGGUCGUGACUUAGCGAGCACCACGCUGCCAGGGUAUCCUCCGCAUGUGCCCCCUGCUGGACAGGGCAGCUACUCCACCCCUGCGCUGACUGGCAUGGUACCGGGUAGUGACUUUUCUGGCAGCCCGUACUCCCACCCGCAGUAUUCCACGUACAACGAAUCCUGGAGAUUUCCCAACCCCGGCUUGUUAGUGUUCCAGCAGGACUAUGGUUCACGCCUGGGCACCGAGAUUGGAUGCACCUCGGGGCUUUUUGCCAGCCAGUCGGGCCAGAUGCAAGGGUCUCCGUACUACUACAGCACAGCUACGCGAGGGGCCGGCCCAGCCGCCACCACCACUGCCUACGACCGCCACUGACCCGCCGCUCCGCGAGAGAGGGGGACGACAGGAGGGAGACGGAACGACAGCGCCAGCGCCGCCCAGCAUAUGUCUGCCCCGAGGGAGGGGAGGGGAGGGGAAGGGAAGCACUCGUUUUUUUCUACAAUUUUUUUUUUUUUUUUUUUGUUUCGCCAAAAUCAAUCCGCGCCGACGCCGUAGCUGUCGACUCUCACCCCACGCGGUACGGAGAUCACCGCGCGUUUCCGUCUCUGCCCCCACCCUUCCCGCAUUUAUCCGCCACUAUCCGCUCAGAUUGUCCUUAAAUCAUUUUUUGCCAGGGAAAUGCACAUCAAACGACAUGAAUUUCAUGCAGAGUUGAAACAUCACAUGUAUUUCUGAUACCCAUAAACGAUACGUUUGCAUAUUUGACUGAUUUUGAAGGGUGUACCAUGUUCUUGCACCCCUGUGUGACUCACUUAGUGGGGAUUUCAUAAUUAAGAUUUUCGCUUUUUUUUGCCACUUGCAAGGGGUUUCUUAACAAUGAGGCUCUACACCUUCCUCCAGAACUCACAGUUUCCCUACAUAUCCCAACUUCACAAAAGCCACAACCCUUACCAGAAUACAGGCUGGCCAUAUAUAACAACAACAUUGAAAGGUGAAGCCAAUUUAAAAAGUGCAGCUUCUAGUCAAACUACACAAGGCUGACUCACAGUAAUUACACAAUAUCAUGUGUGUAUCUGUGUGCUGUUAAAGAUACUCAGUAAGCACAUGUCUUAGAAUGCAGUGUUAGCAUGCCAGUACAGCUCGUUGAUAACGUAGCGUGUAACAGGGCAUGUGUUUGGAGUUGAGCGAACAUGAAUUUCACUCAUCUGAACCUUUUAAAAUUACACCGCUCUGCGUUUCAUGUGUCAUAGUCUGUGCGCCUUGCUCUAGUAGCACUCUGACUCAUGAAAAAAAUUCCUUGCUUGGAGGCUCUCCUUCAUUGUCUUUGAACCAUGAGCUAACUUAACAAAAAAAAAAUUAUAUAUAUAUAUCUAUUUUUAAAUGUUUGUCUGUGGCAACACACUCUCCAUACUCUCCUUCAUGUCCCUCUCCGUCAUACUUUCGGUCAUUUUCUUUGCGACAGUAUUUGGAGAACUGUAUCUUGUAGCACGCUAGCUGUGCCCGUUUAGCACGAUGUUAACUCACAGUUGCGUGGUGGUCCAGCAGAGCGUGCGCUAUGCUCGCGGAAGAUGCUCUGACAUAAUACUCACCUGCUCUGCACUCUGUGAAAAUUACAUUUACCCCAGAUCUCUCUGUGCCUAGCUCAUGUGCUCUGGUGCAUGAAGAAGUACAGUGAAGUGCAAAGUCAUGAUACUUUUCGGCCAGCAGCACUAAAGAUACAAAAUCACAUGCAUAUUGAGGUGCGUGAAAAAAUGCAACUAGAAGUAAUAGUUAUGGCAUAUAAGGAGACACCUUGUGUAAGCAAACCCCCAGCUGAGACCAGCAUCAUUUUUCAUUUUCUACAUGAAGUCUUCCUCGUGAGAAUUCUUUCGAUCUCGCCCCAGUUGAAGUGCUUCUAUCUGAUCCCCCUUUGAACUGAGCAUAGGGCUACAUGUUGAGGUGAUCGUAAACUCCAGAGAUAUAACCAAGAAGGCUGCUGUCCUCCUUUGAGUGCCCCUGCCUAGCGCCUGAGCGUUAGACUAAUCCAACCUACCGUGUUCUAGCGCUGCGUUAGAUCCGUUCCUGAGAACCGUGACCUUGUGGAGUCGCUGCAUUUCGAGCGGUGCUUUCUAAUUCGCUCGGGAAGAAGGGAUCGCAGUGACAGUAAAGACAGGCGGGCUUCUGUGCAGGACAACCGAUGUAGCAUUUAUCAGCGUUUAUCAGCGUUU
Molecule: messenger RNA, 4570 nt
Organism: Anguilla rostrata (American eel)
Lineage: Eukaryota; Metazoa; Chordata; Actinopteri; Anguilliformes; Anguillidae
Product: paired box protein Pax-5-like
Exons: 11
Coding region: 1482-2738 (418 amino acids)
Biological process (GO): anatomical structure development; regulation of transcription by RNA polymerase II
Molecular function (GO): DNA-binding transcription factor activity, RNA polymerase II-specific; RNA polymerase II cis-regulatory region sequence-specific DNA binding
Source: RefSeq, a predicted model, not a curated record